Messenger RNA from Lotus japonicus, 4036 nucleotides. RefSeq lists its product as uncharacterized. Lineage: Eukaryota; Viridiplantae; Streptophyta; Magnoliopsida; Fabales; Fabaceae. The record is from RefSeq and is a predicted model, not a curated record. Gene Ontology annotation, molecular function: protein binding. Gene Ontology annotation, biological process: retrograde transport, endosome to Golgi; intracellular protein transport. Gene Ontology annotation, cellular component: cytosol; Ric1-Rgp1 guanyl-nucleotide exchange factor complex; Golgi membrane. The transcript has 23 exons. The coding region runs from base 226 to 3597 and encodes 1123 amino acids.
UUUUAUUUUUCAGUGUUGGGUUGGCAUUGUAGUUGAACUCGGUUCUUCCCAAUCCCAAAUCCAAAUCGUGGAUCCAAGCUGAAACAUUUGCAUCAAUGCUUGUGAUCUUGGUUUCGCAAUUCCUCACACCCAUCUACAGAUUCUAGAUCUAUGAUCGAUUGCAGUGAUCUGAAGCGAAUCUGAGAAGAAGAACAACAACAACGACAAAGAAAGGAGAAGAAGAAGAUGUAUAUGGCAUAUGGGUGGCCUCAGGUCAUCCCUCUUGAGCAAGGACUGUGUCCCUCAGCACAGAAGAUUGUGUAUCUCAAACUCAUCAAUCGAGUGUUGCUUGUUGUCUCCCCCACUCACUUUGAACUUUGGAGCUCUUCCCAGCAUAGAGUGAGAUUGGGGAAGUACAAGAGAGAUUCAGAUUCAUUGCAGAGGGAAGGAGAAAACUUGCAGGCCGUGUGGAGCCCUGAUGCCAAAUUAAUUGCUAUUCUUACAUCUUCUUUCUAUCUUCACAUUUUCAAGGUCCAAUUCUUGGAUAAAAGAAUACACAUUGGUGGGAAACAACCCUCUGCUUUGUGCCUAGCUACUAUAUCUCUUCUGCUUUCUGAGCAAGUUCCUUUUGCAGUGAAGAAUUUGUCCGUGAGCAAUAUUGUUAGUGAUAACAAACAUAUGCUGCUUGGACUUUCUGAUGGAACAUUGUACAGUAUGUCUUGGAAGGGGGAGUUCUAUGGGGCUUUUAAAUUUGAUCCAUAUCCUCGUGCUAACUUUGGCGACUCUCAAACACCACAAUAUCUAGAGAAUGGUCUUUCUCCUAAAAGCCUACCGAAAGUUUCUAUGUCCAAUCACAUUAGUCCUAGAAGUGCUGAAAUCAAUCAGCUUGAACUCUGCCUUUCAUUGAGGUUGCUAUUUGUCUUGUAUUCUGAUGGGCAACUUGUCUCGUGUUCCAUAAGUAAGAAAGGUUUAAAGCAAGUUGACUGUAUUGAAGCAGAAAAGAGGUUGGCUUGUGGGGAUGCUGUGUGUGCUUCUGUUGCCCCUGAUCAGCAGAUUCUUGCUGUUGGUACCAGAAGAGGAAUAGUUGAGUUGUAUGAUUUGGCUGAAUCAACAUCACUUAUGCGUGCGGUCUCUUUGUAUGACUGGGGAUAUUCAAUGGAUGACACUGGCCCUGUUAGUUACAUUGCUUGGACACCUGAUAAUUCUGCUUUUGCUGUUGGGUGGAAGUUAAGAGGGCUUACAGUUUGGUCUGUUUCUGGGUGUCGCUUGAUGUCUACAAUCCGACAAAUAGGUUUAAGUUCUGUAUCUUCUCCAAUUGCUAAGCCAAACCCUGACUGUAAAUAUGAACCAUUGAUGGGUGGUACCUCACUGAUGCAGUGGGAUGAAUAUGGAUAUAGACUUUAUGCUAUUGAAGAGGGAUCUUCAGAGAGAAUCCUUUCUUUCUCAUUUGGAAAAUGCUGUCUUAGCAGAGGUGUUUCAGGCACUACAUAUAUCCGGCAAGUGAUUUAUGGGGAAGACCGGUUACUCAUCGUGCAGUCAGAAGAGACUGACGAACUUAAGAUGCUACAUCUUAAACUUCCAGUUUCUUAUAUUUCACAAAACUGGCCUGUUCAACAUGUGGCAGCUAGCCAGGAUGGAAUGUACUUAGCUGUUGCUGGUCUUCAUGGUUUGAUAUUGUAUGAUAUACGAUUGAAAAGAUGGAGAGUAUUUGGAGAUGUUACCCAGGAACAAAAGAUUCAGUGUAAAGGUUUGUUAUGGCUGGGGAAGAUUGUUGUUGUCUGCAACCAUAUUGAUUCUUCCAACACGUAUGAAUUGCUCUUUUACCCAAGAUAUCACCUUGAUCAAAGCUCAUUGCUCUGUCGAAAACCAUUGCUUGCUAAACCAAUGGUGAUGGAUGUGUACCAAGAUUAUAUACUGGUCACAUAUAGACCAUUUGAUGUCCACAUAUUCUAUGUGAAGUUGCUUGGUGAACUAACUCCAUCAGGAAAUCCAGAUUUACAGCUUUCUGCAGUACGAGAACUUUCAAUUAUGACUGCCAAGAGCCAUCCUGCAGCAAUGCGCUUCAUUCCUGAUCAACUUCCAAGAGAAUCUAUUUCAAACAAUUACAUUUCAUCUUCAUCAGACUCAUUAACAAAAGAGCCAGCAAGAUGUUUGAUAUUGAGGACAAAUGGCGAGCUUUCGCUUCUUGAUUUGGAUGAUGGACGGGAGAGAAAUCUUACUGAUUCAGUUGAACUAUUUUGGGUCACCUGUGGUCAGUCUGAGGAUAAAACAAAUUUGAUUGAGGAAGUCUCAUGGUUAGAUUAUGGUCAUCGAGGCAUGCAGGUUUGGUAUCCAUCUCCAGGCACCAAUUCUUUUAAGCAGGAGGAUUUCUUGCAGUUGGAUCCGGAGCUGGAGUUUGAUCGUGAAGUAUACCCUUUGGGACUUCUUCCAAAUGCUGGUGUAGUUGUUGGUGUUUCCCAGAGAUUGUCAUUUUCAGCAAGUGCAGAAUUCCCAUGUUUUGAGCCAUCUCCUCAAGCGCAAACAAUAUUGCACUGCCUUCUCCGCCAUCUUCUUCAGAGGGACAAAAUUGAGGAAGCUUUAAGGCUGGCGGAGCUAUCAGCAGAGAAGCCUCAUUUUUCACAUUGUCUAGAGUGGCUUCUUUUUACAGUAUUUGAAGCUGAUAUAUCCAGGCCGAAUGUAAACAAGAACCAGAACUCAGUUCUCAAACAUGGAAAAAGCACUCUUUUGGAGAAGACCUGUGAUCUGAUCCGAAAUUUUCCAGAGUACCUUGAUGUUGUUGUUAGUGUCGCAAGAAAAACUGAUGGUCGUCAUUGGGCAGAUUUGUUCUCUGCUGCUGGAAGAUCAACAGAAUUGUUUGAGGAAUGCUUUCAACGUAGAUGGUACCGCACUGCAGCUUGCUAUAUACUUGUAAUUGCUAAACUUGAAGGUCCAGCUGUUAGUCAGUACUGUGCUUUACGAUUAUUGCAGGCAACACUUGAUGAAUCUUUAUAUGAGCUUGCUGGGGAAUUGGUAAGGUUCUUGCUAAGAUCCGGUAGGGAAUAUGAUCAAGCAUCCAACGAUUCAGAUAAUUUUUCUCCCAGAUUUUUAGGCUAUUUUCUUUUUCGUUCUAGUGAGCGGAAGCAAGCAUUGGAUAAAAGUUCUUCAUUCAAGGAGCAAAGUGCUCAUGUUACCUCGGUUAAGAAUAUUUUAGAAAAUCAUGCUAGUUACCUGAUGUCAGGCAAAGAGCUUUCCAAGCUUGUUGCAUUUGUAAAAGGCACUCAGUUUGAUUUAGUGGAGUAUCUACAACGCGAAAGAUAUGGAAGUGCUCGGCUGGACAGUUUUGCUUCAGGGUUUGAACUAAUAAGCCAAAAGCUUCAAAUGGAAACAUUACAGAGCCGGUUGGAUGCUGAUUUUCUCCUUGCUCAUAUGUGCUCUGUCAAAUUUAAGGAAUGGAUAGUUGUCCUGGCUACCCUCUUAAGACGUUCUGAGGUUCUUUUUGACUUAUUUCGUCACGAUGUUCGGUUAUGGAAAGCCUACAACACUACACUUCAGUCACAUCCAUCAUUUACGGAAUAUCAAGAUUUGGUGGAAGACCUGGAAGAGAAACUUGCAUCAUUUACAAAUGAAGAAGAAAAAUGAAAGUGAACAUAUAUUUCAUAUCUGGAUUUUGGUAACUCAUGGUUUCCUGCUGAAGUAAUCUUCUUGGGCGGGUUCGACCUCAGGCUGAUGGUCAUGUCAUGCUUAUGGACUAUUCAUUCUUUCCCUUGGAUUUGAUUGUGGCGGGAUCAGAAAACUGCAUUUAUGUGCUGGUUUACUAACAAAUAAGUUCAUGGUGCUAAUCCAAUGAAUCAGGAAGUGUACUUGUAGAUAGAGGUUAGAAAUAUCUAUAGGGAGGCUUGUGCAUGUCUGAGGAUUUUAUUAUUCUUUUUACUUUUUUAAUCAUGUGUUUUUGUACAACCAUGAUGAACAGAUCCAUGUGUAUAUAGUAGUUAUAUGCUCUUUAUCAUCUCAACAAUAAUGGAGUUUGUUCACUUGUUUAUUCUCCCUUAGUUGAGCUUAUAGAUUUGUUCUUUCUUCA